CGGAGCUGUAGCGGUGAAACCCCACAUUUUUGGGUUUAUAAGCAUACAGUAUACACGAUGCUACUGCAGUGGAAAUAGGACAUCGAGACAGAACCGGCCACAGAAUGUGUGUAUACAACCUGCUUGUCCUGUCAUCUGACAAUAAGUGAUGUCAUAACUGUCACAAUGACUUUGUGUAUAUAGGAUUACCCGCCAGUGGAAAAGAGCAACACAGGACAUGUGUCUGAACUGUGGACACCUUUGGGAUAUUUGACGACAGGAUAGUGAUAGCUGUUUUUCCAGUGAACUCUCUGUUGAUGUUUAUAUAUUAAUAUAUACAUACAGGCAUACAGAAAUGCGCAUUAAAUGAACAGCAUUAUUUUUAUCGAACGACAAGCUGUACCGACAGCUCAUAUACUAUCACCAAGUCGACAUGAUGCAUUGAUCUUGGCCUGAGGUCGACGUGAAGUAGUUUCCAGAGCUUCCAGACAAGGUCAAACUCAGGUUUGAGAAUCUUAUGUGGACUGCAACGAUGUUAUUCAGUAGUACCUUGAGGGUACUGAACAGUCGCUUCAAGGCGAGGACUGCCACCGUGCUGCUGUGUGUGUCGUUAUUUUUCACUUUCUCGACUUUGUUCAGGUUACCGUCUCAGCCAGCGUUGACAGAGAGCCCGCAUCGGACAUCUCAGGGCACAGUGAAGGCCACAGGACUCCCGCCAUGCCGGUAUCCAGACCCAGGACUAGUCGGUAAACUCCGUCCACAGCUCACGUCAUUACCCCUCUCGUUGAGAGACCUCUCUGAAAAGUUCCCAGAUAUACGUGGCGGCCACUGGAAACCAAGUGAUUGCGUCCCACAGUUCCGAGUGCUGCUCAUCAUACCUUUUAGGGAUCGGUGGCUCCAUCUAUCGCAAUUUCUGGAUCAUUACAUACCUAUUUUACAACGGCAAAAGAUCGAUUUCAGGAUAGUUGUGUCGGAACAGAAUGGAACAGAUAGUUUCAACAAGGGUCGCGUAAUGAACGCUGCCUACCUGGAAUCGAAUAAAGAAUUCGGCUUUGACUGCGUCAUUUUCCACGACAUAGAUGCCCUACUGGAAGAUGACAGAAACCUAUAUGUGUGUCCCAGUACUCCCCGGCACCUAGCACCUGCCGUCAGCAGGCAUAACUAUACGCUAAAAUAUCCCUCUCUAGUAGGCACAGCGUUGGCAUUUCCCAAUAAACAUUUUGAAAAGGUGAACGGUUUUAGCAACAGCUUCUGGGGUUGGGGCGGCGAGGACGACGAGAUGGCAAAACGAAUUUUAGCGUCUGGGCUUAUCAUUGAGAGGCCACCCACAGAUAUUGGCCGAUAUACGUUGAUAGAACACACGAAAAACAAAAGAGUAUUACAAAUGGAAAUUCAGCAACAUCUGAUACAGGCGACGCAGUUCCGCAUGUUCUUUGACGGAAUCAGUACUGUGAAAUAUAAGGUGCUUGCGAAAAAUGUCACUCCACUUUUCGUGCACUACAUAUUCGACAUAGGCAGUUUAGAUCCCUUUGAACUACGGCGUCUGUACCAAAGUGCUGAACGGAAUAGACGAUUUCUACAGCGCCGAUAUAUAUGGCGUUAAUCUCGGGGAAUUUUAGUAAUUUAUGGUGCUUUUUUAAGUACAGUUUUCCGUAUUUAUUUGACAAGUAGGCUAAUUAUGAAUUGUACAUUUUUCUGUGAAUAUCAGGGACAGAAACAGAAACACAGAAUUGCACACAGGGUUAACAGAUGUUAAUCAGGACAUGAACUUCUUUAUGAUUGGUGUUUUCGGCGUCCUAACGAGGUGGCAUUAAACUUCCGUGUGACAUUGUUUUGAUCAUAAGUUUUAACUCAAAAGUUGUUUCAUUGUUGAAUAGUUUGCUGUCAUUUGACGUCCGGUAAUUCAAGUCAAAGUGACGCUUAAGGCAUAUAGCAUUACACGAGAGAAUCUCUUGGUGCUAUUUUCAUUGUGCAUUGAUUUAUUCUUGAUAUUUUACUAGCCAUCUCUACAGAAGGUAUUUGAAUAACAUUGGUGCUACAUGUAUAUUAUUUCCUCCAUUUACAAUGCCACGUAAGUAUUCUAAAUAUUAAUU
This is a messenger RNA of Lingula anatina, 2072 nucleotides long. RefSeq names its product beta-1,4-N-acetylgalactosaminyltransferase bre-4. Gene Ontology annotation, molecular function: N-acetyl-beta-glucosaminyl-derivative 4-beta-N-acetylgalactosaminyltransferase activity; galactosyltransferase activity. Lineage: Eukaryota; Metazoa; Brachiopoda; Lingulata; Lingulida; Lingulidae. The record is from RefSeq and is a predicted model, not a curated record. Gene Ontology annotation, cellular component: Golgi apparatus. Gene Ontology annotation, biological process: glycosphingolipid biosynthetic process; carbohydrate metabolic process.